Molecule: messenger RNA, 697 nt
Organism: Tetrahymena thermophila SB210
Lineage: Eukaryota; Ciliophora; Oligohymenophorea; Hymenostomatida; Tetrahymenidae
Product: transmembrane protein, putative
Exons: 3
Source: RefSeq, a predicted model, not a curated record
AUGUCAAGAUAUAUAAUUUGGUUAGCUAUCGCAUGUACUUGCAGACCUUUAUUUAAUCUUUUAUUGGCAACAGAUGCUUUUGAUGGAAUUCAGUGCUUCAAAUACUAAGAAUACUCAAAAAAUUAUUUUGAAGAUAAAAAUAUUUAAAUUCUUUAAAACACAUAUCAUACUAAAACUAUAAUAUUUGUAGUAUUUUCUAUUUGUAAUAAUAUAUCUCUAAUUCCACUUACAAUACUUUUGUCGCCUAGAAGAAGAUUCAGAUAAAAUAAAUUACAACCAUUUGCAAAGUCUUUACAGGAAGAUUUUGUAUAAAGUUAUCAGAAAGAUGAUUCAAUUUCAAAUAUAGACGCUGAUAAUAAAAGCAGUACAAAUAAUGUUUGAAGAUCUAACAAAGUUAAAUUUCUUUUAACGUCUACAAACAUAACUAAAUUUGCUAUCAAACUUUUAAAUUAAUUUAUUUAUUAAUUUCUAAACCAAUUUAAUUUAAUAAAUUUAUAUAAAAUAACUAUUAAUUUCAUUAUGUAAAAUGAAUUAUUUAUUAUAUUUCACUUUAAUCUUUCAUAUAUCAAAUUCAAUGAAUUCUUAUUUAUGUUUUCAGUAAAUAUCUUAUAAUUAUAUUUACUUAAAUUUCCUUAUCUAAAUAUUAUUAAUUUUAUUUAUGUAAAAAUAUCACAUAAGUUAAUAAAAUAAUACUUGA